Messenger RNA from Rangifer tarandus platyrhynchus (Svalbard reindeer), 465 nucleotides. NCBI's taxonomy places the organism in Eukaryota, Metazoa, Chordata, Mammalia, Artiodactyla, Cervidae. The record is from the annotation of a GenBank genome assembly.
AUGGCUUCAGUGUCCACACAUGAAAACCAAGAAAAAGGUCCCCAUUUGCCACCACCAAGCAAGCAGAGUCUGUUGUUUUGUCCAAAAUCAAAACUGCACAUCCACAGAUCAGAGAUUUCAAAGAUUAUCCGGGAAUGUCAAGAAGAAAGUUUCUGGAAGAGAGCUCUGCCUUUUUCUCUUGUAAGCAUGCUUGUCACCCAAGGACUGGUCCAUCAUGGUUAUUUAGCAGCGAAUCCAAGAUUUGGUUCAUUGCCUAAAGUUGCACUUGCUGGUAUCUUAGGAUUUGGCCUUGGAAAAGCAUCAUAUAUAGGAGUGUGCCAAAGUAAAUUCCAUUCCUUUGAAGGUCAGCUGCGUGGAGCUGGUUUCGGUCCAGGGCAUAAUAGGCACUGCCUGCUUACCUGUGAGGAAUGCAAAACAAAGCAUGGAUUAAGUCAGGAGAGAAGUUCACAGCCUUCAACUUCCUAA